GAGCCGCUCUGUUUUCCUCUCAACAUUAUUGCUCCAUUUUUGCAGCUCCAAAAAACUCUCUCCCUCUCUCCAUUUCUCUCAUGGAGCCUCUGGUCUUACUAUUUGCUCUUCCAUUACUCUAUUUGCUUGUGAAAAUAUGGAAGCAUUUUGAUGCAAAGAGGGACCAACAAUGCUAUAUUUUAGACUACCAAUGCUUCAAACCAACCGACGACAGAAUGCUGGGCACUGAGCUCUGCAGAGACCUUAUGAUGCGCUCCAAAAAUCUUGGCCUUGAAGAGUUCAAAUUCCUCCUCAAAGCUGUCGUCAACUCCGGCAUCGGCGAGCAAACCUACGGGCCCGGCGUCGUCUUCUCUGCCACGGAACACCGCCCUUCUCUACUCGACGCCAUCUCUGAAAUGGAAGAGUUUUUCCAAGAUUCCCUCCAAAAGCUCUUCGACAAGUCCGGCGUUUCCCCCUCCGAAAUAGACAUCCUUGUUGUCAACAUCUCUUUGAUGACCACUUCUCCUUCUUUCGCCUCCAGGAUCAUUAACAGGUACAAGAUGAGAGAAGACGUUAAAGUGUUCAAUCUGACCGGGAUGGGGUGCAGUGCGAGCCUGAUUUCCGUGGACUUGGUGAGGCGAAUGUUCAAGUCAUACAAGGAUUCAUACGCCAUUGUUGUGACGUCCGAGUCGUUAACUCCGAACUGGUAUUCGGGUAACGAGCGGUCGAUGAUUCUGGCCAACUGUUUGUUCCGAACGGGCGGCGCCGCCGUACUUUUGACAAACAAAAGGAGUUUGAAAAACAAAGCCAUGUUCAAGCUCAAGUGUCUGGUGAGAACCCACCAUGGAGCUCUCGACGAGUCUUUUGGUUGUUGCGUUCAGAAGGAAGAUGACCAAGGCAACCUAGGUAUCUAUCUAGGAAAGAACCUCCCAAAGGCAGCAACUCGAGCAUUCACAGACAACCUAAGAGAAAUAUCACCCAACAUCCUUCCAAUAACGGAGAUAUUCCGGCUAGCACUCCUCACAAUACUACACAAAAUCACCUCAGCCGGGUCGUCGAAGCUGCGUCGGCCAAAGCCAGCAGCGAACUUCCGGGCCGGGGCAGAGCAUUUCUGCCUGCACACCGGGGGGAAGGCAGUGAUAGAUGGGGUGGGAAAGAGCCUGAGCCUGACGGAGUACGACCUUGAACCUGCUCGAAUGACGCUCCACCGGUUCGGGAACACGUCCGCGAGCAGCCUGUGGUACGUGCUGGCGUAUAUGGAGGCGAAGAAGAGGCUGAGAAAAGGGGAGAGGGUUCUGAUGAUAAGCUUCGGCGCGGGGUUUAAAUGCAACAGCUGUUUGUGGGAAGUGGUGAGGGAUUUGGGGGACGCCAAUGUUUGGGGGGACUGCAUUGAUAGCUACCCACCGGAGUCUCUUGCGAACCCGUUUCUUGAGAAAUAUGGGUGGAUUCAACAGGAGGACAUAGCCACCUUCAAAUUACCUGAGUGAGUUAGUGAAUUCUGCACAGCAUUCAAAACCAAGUACAAACAGAAGAAAAGAAAAUGGGUUUAAUUGGGGUUUUUGUUUUUUGGAAAAUUGGUAAAUUCUCUCUCUCCCCCUCCCUAAUUAAUUAUCUUUGGAUUUGUUGUUGUAUUGUAUGUGUAUUGUAUUCUAUUGGUGGAGGUGGUGUUAUUAUUUUCCCGUAAGGAAUAGGAUUUUACUCCUAACCAAACAGGCGAUAUGUGGAAAAACAGUGAAACUUGUUUUGUUGUUGUUGUUAUGUUCUUGUUGCUCCUGCCCACUGUAAUGAAAAUACACACAUUCCCUACCCUACUACAUUCUAGAGGAUAUAUAUUUUAUUUUGUUUAUU
This is a messenger RNA of Momordica charantia (bitter melon), 1827 nucleotides long. Lineage: Eukaryota; Viridiplantae; Streptophyta; Magnoliopsida; Cucurbitales; Cucurbitaceae. The record is from RefSeq and is a predicted model, not a curated record.